CUCGUUGGGACACUUAUCUUUAUUGGUUCAGUUUGCUUGAUUAUUUAUACAAGAAAGCGCCUGUGUCAUGCAUUACUUUUUCUAAAUUGGCUAAUAAUUAAAAAUGCUUCAUUUGUGUACGCGUGGCUGAUAUUGUUCGGUUUAAUUCAGUUGUGCAUUAGUUACACCGCAGCAAUGUACCGCUACUUCUUCUGCUAGCUAAAGUUACGGCAAUAUUAAGAAAAGGUUAAAAGAGAAAAAUGAUCACACAUCCGCAUUUUGGUCCCUGGGACUACGUAAUUCUGUCCAUAGUUCUGCUCAUAUCUGCAUCCAUAGGAGUUUACUACAGGCUCACCGGUGGCAAGCAAAAAACAAUGCAGGAAUACCUGCUAGCCGACAAAAAUAUGCCGAUAGGGCCGGUAGCCUUUUCACUUAUGGCCUCUUUCAUGUCAGCCAUCACACUGCUGGGCGUAUCCAGUGAAAAUUACACGUACGGCUUGCAGUUCAUCGUAAUCAACAUUUCCUACGUCCUUGCCACCCCGAUUGCGGCGUAUUUAUUCCUACCUGUGUUCUUCAAACUACAAGCAACAAGCGCUUAUGAGGUAGGUGUACUAAUACAUUCAAAAUAGUUUCUGAAUUUAGUACUAGGCUGCAACAGAAAUGUUCCAACUAGAAAAAAUAAUUUUUCAACUUGUUUCAUCGGCAACAUAAUGACUAUAUGUAAAGCAUUCUACAGGGUGUCCGCAAAGUUGGGGUUUUCC
This is a messenger RNA of Acanthoscelides obtectus, 740 nucleotides long. Lineage: Eukaryota; Metazoa; Arthropoda; Insecta; Coleoptera; Chrysomelidae. The record is from the annotation of a GenBank genome assembly.